Messenger RNA from Boeremia exigua, 1999 nucleotides. RefSeq names its product WD40-repeat-containing domain protein. Gene Ontology annotation, biological process: carbon catabolite repression of transcription. The transcript has 5 exons. Gene Ontology annotation, cellular component: cell division site; nucleus; cell tip. The coding region runs from base 128 to 1978 and encodes 616 amino acids. The record is from RefSeq and is a predicted model, not a curated record. Lineage: Eukaryota; Fungi; Ascomycota; Dothideomycetes; Pleosporales; Didymellaceae. Gene Ontology annotation, molecular function: protein binding.
AUCCUCCGUCCCAAACGCACACGGGGCCACUUACUCCGACAUAUACAUAAUCGCCCCACCCUCCUCGUCAUGCCUGUGUCUGUUCGCGCUGCAUUGUGAUUAACUAAUAGUACAUUGCACCGCAGCCAUGUUCGUGCUACCUCCACCACCUCGGUACCCUGUUGGCGGCUAUCCCGGUGCGCCGCCAGGACAGCUUAUCGAGACCAACAACACUAUCACCCACCCCACGGGGCCUGAGCACCAAUUGGUGGUUGGAGAAGGCACCUAUCUAUUGCGCGAUGACCUCCAUCUAGCCACCCCGCCGCCGCACCCGUCGGAAGCGCCUGUUCACAAUCCCAAUCCGCUCGCGACUACAGUCUCGCCGCCCACGCAAGGCACGAAGCUGUCGAUAGUCGCCCUUGCGCCCCGUCGCCCCUCCACAACGCUGCUGUCACGACUCGACACCAAAACGAGCGCACGGUCGCAGGUCUUCCCGAUCGCCGAACACGAGUCGAACAGCCACACCAGUGAUGCUGAUUCGAAAGAGGGUACGAAUGGCUUCGUAUCUUCGCCGCUGGAUGGUCUCCGCACGCCGGUAUUCGGCGCAGACAAUGCAGCCCUGAGUGUAGUGAACGGCAAGGUCUCCAAGGAUCCAAGCAAGAGGAAUAAGCCGAAGAACAACAUCGUCAAGAGCAACUCCUCGUUCGUAUCCAGAGUCAUCCCGCACGAGGGCCUGACCAAGCGAUUGCAAGAGCACAACGCCAACGGCAUCUAUGCAUUUGCUAACAUCAACCGCGCGCUGCAAUGGCUGGACUUGACGUCUCCCAACAAGGAGGAUCAUCUGACCAAGAUCUUGUUCACAAAGGCUCACGCGUUAUGUCAUGACAUCAACCAGGUCACAAAGGGAUCUAACCACCUUGACAUUGUCAUGGGCUUUUCGACAGGCGACAUUAUCUGGUACGAGCCUAUGUCGCAAAAGUACUCGCGCCUGAACAAGAACGGCAUCAUCAACCCAACCGCAGUGUCUGACAUCCGGUGGAUACCAAACAGCGAAACCCUGUUUAUGGCUGCGCACAUGGACGGCAGUCUUAUUGUAUACGAUAAGGAGAAGGAGGAUCUGGCUUUUGUUGCCGAAGACCAGACGCCUGACGAGGGCAUGUCUGACAUGGAGCGCAAAUCCAGGCUGACGGUCAAGAAGUCUGUUCAGUCGAAGAACCAGAAAGCCAACCCAGUAUCCUACUGGCAGGUGUCCAGUUCCAAGAUCAACGCUUUCGAGUUCUCGCCCGAUCGCCGCCACUUUGCUGUUGUCUCGGAAGACGGUUCGUUCAGAAUCAUCGACUUCUUGCAGGAAAAGCUUCUACACCAUUACACAAGCUACUACGGCGGCAUGAUGUGCGUGUGCUGGUCGCCUGACGGCAGAUACAUUGUUACAGGCGGCCAAGACGAUCUGGUCUCGAUCUGGUCUCUGGAGGACCGCAUGCUGGUCGCGCGCUGUCAGGGUCACAACUCCUGGGUCACAGCUGUGCAGUUCGAUCCCUGGAGGUGUGAUGAGCGCAACUAUCGGAUAGGAAGUGUUGGCGAAGACACCAGGUUAUUGUUGUGGGAUUUCAGUGUGGGCAUGCUGCAUCGACCCCGAGCGGCAUCACUGCGACCACGGAGCAGCAUAGCCUCAUCGGCCGUCAAUAUCCAGCGCACACGGACGGAGAGUUCUGCCAGCCGCAUGCGAUCGAAUUCCAACCUGACGACGGGAAGCACGCUCGAUGACGACGAGGUUGUGCACCCGGUUGAGCCUCGAGCGCGCACCGCAAUGCUGCCUCCGGUAUUGACCAAGUCCGUCGACGAGCACCCUCUUACAUGGUUGGCCUUUGAAGAAGAUUGCAUAAUAACAUCGUGCAAGAACGGACACAUCAAGACAUGGGAUCGUCCGAAGGAGGGCUCGUCGACGGACGACAGCGGGCAUACGCGCUCGCAGAGGGGUUCCAGCGCUGGCAUUCCGUAGAUAUACAACACGUGUAGAGAU